Molecule: messenger RNA, 1874 nt
Organism: Setaria italica (foxtail millet)
Lineage: Eukaryota; Viridiplantae; Streptophyta; Magnoliopsida; Poales; Poaceae
Product: poly(U)-specific endoribonuclease-B
Exons: 8
Coding region: 252-1667 (471 amino acids)
Molecular function (GO): RNA endonuclease activity
Source: RefSeq, a predicted model, not a curated record
CUCCUCCCGCGAUCGCAUCCACCCACCUGUGCAGAAGUCUCUUCGAGUUAUAACUUGGCAAAUCAGCGGAUGAUCCCCUGCGCGUCGCAGCGCAAGCCACUCGAUUAGUGGAGUCCACCAACCAAGCACGCGUCCAUCCCUCCCUCCCCGUCCCAGAUCCCAAUCCGCAGCACCGGAGCAGCCCGCCAAUCCGAUCCGUCUCCGCAUCUCCACGCCUUGCGCCCUUGCCCGUUCGCUCUCGCCGGCUCGCGAUGGAGGGUCUCAUCAAGGGGUUGGCCCACGUGGCGAUCGACGCCGUGCGGGAUCGGGGCCGCGGCGGCGGCGGCGACGAAGACGACGAGGCGCCGAGGAGGGGGGCGCCCCAACGCGCCGACCCGGACGCCGACGGGGAGGAGGGCCGCGACGAGCGGUCGCGGUCCACGUGGGCCGAGGUCGUCUCCGAGCAGAAGGACGGCGGGCCGGACGACGGGCGCCGCGACCAUCGGAAUUCGGGGCGGGACCAGAGGCAUCAUGAGAGGAGGGAUGAGGAGGGUUGGGAGCGGGUCGGCGGCCGGAACCAGCAGCACCCCGCAGGCCGGCAGAACCAGUACGACGGUGACGACAGGAGGGAUGGGGGCUGCCAGCGGCCGCAGAAACAGCAGCAGGCACCAGGAUACAGGAGGCAGGAACAGGAAGGAGAGGGCACAAAUGAUGGAGGUUGGCAGACUGUCGGCGAGAAAAAGCACCAUGGAAGACCACAGCAGUCUGAAGCAUGGAAUGGAUACAGAAGGCCGCCAUCAGAACAAAAAUACUCUGAGGAUGUUGGUCAGGUUCACCAAGGACUCAAUGUGGAGCCUACCAGAGAAGAGCUGAAUAGCUUAUCCAAAGCAUGUAGCAGACUGUGGGAGCUCGAUAUGAAUCGCCUUGUUCCUGGUAAGGACUACAGAAUUGACUGUGGUGAGGGGAAGAAAGUUUAUCAGAAGGGUGAUAUGGCAUCUGAAAGCUUGUUCAGCUGGCUAGGUGAUGACGUGUUAAGAAAGCCCACCUACUCUCGUUUCUGCGCACUUCUUGAUAACUAUAACCCACACCAGGGGUACAAAGAAGUUGUUACCCAGCAGGAUAAGCAUGAAGAAGUAGCAUUCAUUGAAGAGAUUGCCAGAACAGCACCAAUUAAGUACUUACACCGGUACUUAGUGCAAAAGGGGGCUGUAUCUCAGGACUACGAGGAUUUCAAGAGAAUGCUGGCAUCCCUAUGGUUUGAUUUGUAUGGAAGAGGUGGCACCUCUUGCUGCUCUUCUGCCUUUGAGCAUGUGUUUGUUGGUGAGAUCAAAGGACGGGGACAAGGAGAGAGUGAGGUCGCAGGCUUCCACAACUGGAUUCAGUUUUACCUAGAAGAAGCCAAGGGAAAUGUGGACUACCAAGGUUAUAUAUUCCCAAGACGUCGUGGUGAAUCGCCUGAUUCAGAAACACAGCUGCUGACUGUUCAGUUUGAGUGGCACGGUGUGCUGAAAUCAGUAUCCAGCACAUUGAUUGGUGUCAGUCCAGAGUUUGAGGUUGCACUCUACACAUUGUGCUUCUUUGCUGGAGGGGAAGAUAACCGUGUUGAUAUCGGCCCGUACACUGUGAACAUCAAGUGCUAUCGGUUGGGGAACAAGAUUGGGUCUGCCUUUCCCAUUGCAGAGAAUUAAUUAUUUGGUGGCCUGCUUCUGCAGAUUUGUAAUUCUUCGUUUUCUUUUUGUUUCAUGAUCACUUUUGGGAAGUUAAUAUUGUAUUGUACGUAUCUGUUUACUUGUGUAUGAAAAUGUACCAUGCUGUACGAUUUGUUGUUACCAGCUACAACCAUAUCGGUAUUGCUACUAAUGGCUGAGACUAAAAUUACUUUUCAUUGUUUUUUU